GGUUUAUUAAUCGCCGUGUUAAUGAUGAACAUGAAGCUCUGUGUAACGCGGGGGCAAACAGGCAGCUUGUUGAGCAGCUCUCAGGUCAGCUGCUAGCUGACCACUGAACACAGAUGUGAGCGAGCUUCUUGUAUUAUGCUUGUUGACAGCGGCACUAAACCGCCGUGGUCGGUACAAUAUACGACCAGACGCAGUCUGACAUUGACCAGGGAUGAAUGAACCGACUUCACACUUUGUCACUGGGACUAGGUCUCUGAAGAAGGUUAAACUGAGAAGAUUUCGGGGAGAUACGCUGCUCCUGCCCUCCCACUUGCUCGGAGAGCCGAAGGUACGUUCUUCAGGUCUGGUUGGAUCCAGAUUUUGGCUUUUGCCAACACUUUUUUGACGUUUCCUGGCACUCGACGAUUGGCAACAUAAAUGAUGAAGUACAAGCCCAACCAGACCAGGACGUACGACGGCGAAGGGUUCAAGAGAAGAGCGGCGUGUGUGUGUUUCAAAAACGAACAAGAGGACGAAGUGCUACUGGUGAGCAGCAGUCGACAUCCAGAGCAAUGGAUCGUGCCAGGAGGAGGAAUGGAGCCUGAGGAGGAGCCCUGUGGGGCCGCCGUCAGGGAGGUGUACGAAGAGGCUGGUGUGAAGGGAAAGCUUGGCAGACUACUUGGGAUUUUUGAGCACAAUCAGGACAGAAAGCACAGGACGUACGUCUUUACCCUCAUAGUGACGGAGACACUGGAGGACUGGGAGGACUCUGUCAACAUUGGGAGGAAGAGAAAGUGGUUCAAAGUUGACGAAGCCACCAGGGUGCUACAGAGCCACAAGCCUGUCCACGCGGAGUACCUGCGGAGGCUCACAACCACCUGUAAUCCCACCUGCAGUCCUGUGUGUAGCCCGACUAACGGCAACACCCCGAGCUCCCAAGUGAUGGACAACAACACACCUCACUAUGUUGUUUGCUCCUCAAAGGGCUCAGAUUUAGUCAACAGAUAGGAACAUCACCGGGAUGGACACAUCAUCUGAAAAAGACUUCUGUAUUGAUCGCAUUAGUAACACAGCCUCUUAAUAUGUACAGUAUGGACCUCUUUAAGUUGAUUUGAAAUCUAUUUCGAGUGGGCUUGAAGAGUGCCAAAAUCUUUUCCAAGUAUAUUUAAGAUUUUAUGUUAUUUUUUAACAACCAUAACCAGAUAAUAGAGUAAAUGUGUCCCUGUAAAGUGUCCAGCUUUACAUGGAUUUUCUGUGUGCUGGGGAUGCAAUGUGAGAUCCUUUAUAGUCUUAGAUGGUGAAUAUUUGACUAGCAGUGCACAAAAGUGUUUGGGUGGUUUCCUGAGAAAGUCAUAUCCCCACAAUGACUUGGUGCCAAAAAAUGCCUUUCGGCGAGACGUUUUGAAGAGGAGUUGCUAUAUGUGUAUUAAUUGUGACAUUUUUUGGUAGUAAAGCUAACUUCACCUUCUUCCUAAAGAGAGCUGAGGGCAAUAUCUGCUUUGAUGCAACAAGUGUGAAAAACAUUGCUCCUCCGGUAAUUACCGUCUAACAAGUACACACAGCGUCGCGUCUCUAAUCACUAGUAAGAGUGUAACACUGUAAUAAAGAUUAGACAAAUCUCUGCAAACCAGCCACCACACUGAAAUGGAUACAUAAGUAGUCCUUGCUCAAACAUCCUAUUACUUGUACAUAUAUUUAAUGUAGUCAGGCUGACAAUAUGUUGGCACAGUUAGAUAAAUAUCAGCUUUGGUAUAGUGGAACAAAACUGCAGUCAGCAUAAUCAAAACUUGUACAUGUAACACAUGAAAGAGACAGUAUUCAACACUAUAAACACGUAGACUAUUGUACAAGAAAUAACAUUCUGAAGAAACAAAAGUGAAUUCUUGUGAAUGCCUUUGAAGACCAUAUAGAGGAGGCAGUGGCUUGAGAAGAGUGUUUUAGUCUGAUUCUUCGAACUGCCUUUACAAACACUAGUAAAUAGUGGAAGCAGUACAAUGCCUCACAACCACACACACAUACACACUGUUAAAAUCAACCCCUUAUAUUUCUCAGCUGUGGUUAUAUUUACAUAAUAGGAUGUUGAAGGAAACUUAAAAUUGAAUGUACAUUAUUUAGUGCGCAUUGCCUGAAUUUAUUUAUGUUUCAUGGGGAAAAAACCCUCCCAGUAUGAACAGGAAACUAUGACAGGAAGUCAUGGUCAGCGUGUAGGCUAAAGGGUUUUUUGUCAAUAUCCCAAAAACAGCCAAAUGAUGUGAUAAAUUCAGUUUAUUGACUAUCAUUGCCUUUGUACUUAAAGGAGCAUGGGGAAGAUCAAUGUUGACUAACCCUUUUUUCUAUUUGUGCAUGUGUGACUGGAAUACUCUGCUGUGCAUCAUGUUGUAUACAAAACCUUUAAAUAAAAAAAACAGAUCGAUCAUCCCCAUUGCCACAUGUUGUAAUCCGUACAGUAUAGCAUAACAACACUCAUAAUAAUCUUGAAUAUAGCCAGGCAGUACAGUCUAUGGUCCUGCCUAACAAUCCUUUCUCCAUGUCCCGCCCAUUCGCCGCUGCUGUCUGAGCUUGGUCAGGUGUUCGUUGUACAGCGACGUAAACUUUGAAUUUGGAGAACAGAUUGGAUUUUGUGUCUAGACCAACACAGUCGAGGCCAUGCUCAGACGGAUACUUCAAAUGGUAAGCUUCUGGAGCAACAAAGUCAAGCGUGUCGCUUUUGUUUAGUCAAACCGAGUCGUUUUUCUUGAGAGACGUAGGCCUAUCCUCCUCUGUUUUCAUGGUGGGGUCGCACGUUUUAAAACACAGUAUGUUGCCGGUGGGCGGGGAUUCUAGUUUUGACCAACGGGAGUUGCUCUAGUUGGAAAAACCUCGCUUCUCCGUCAGAUCGUUGUGACAAUAUCGAGCGCUCCUUGUACGGGUUUGACACAGCUAGCCAUUAAAUGCUAACGUGGUUCGACUGAUUGAUGCUACUCUUGACAGGGAUAUUGCAAGCUAAUGUACUUACAAACUAAUUAGCUAACGUGUCCUCGUUGCCAGGGCUAGUCGAGUAAGGAAUAACUUAGCUAGCUAACGUGCUUGAUCACAGAAUCAUUUUAUUUUCACGGUUUCGGUUAGCUAGCUAUAUUUUAUAGCUGUAACGUUAGGUUGAUUCAUCGUCCACUCAUCACAUGCUAACGUUAGCCACAUAUUGACUUUCGGGAAAUCCCGUGUCAGCUGUCUGACCGCAAGAUGAAGAAAACACGCGUUUUAAUUUAUUGAGCUUCUACUAUUGUUAAUGUUGACAUGAUUGUUUGGAUAAAUUACCAGCUUGCCACUAACACUACAAGUGGGAGUAGUAGGCUAUAGGUUAGCUACUUAGCUAACCAGCUGGUGCUUAGGACUGCAUUUACCACAAUGCAUUGCUAACGUUAACUGCAUUGUGUACAUUUGGAAGUCUUGGCUUUGUAACCCAUCCAUCACUGAUGUUAAGGAUUGUCAGACUGGGACCUGUAACCCAAGACAUUUUAUUGCAAAUAAAAAUAUUUUAUGUUAA
Molecule: messenger RNA, 3502 nt
Organism: Micropterus dolomieu (smallmouth bass)
Lineage: Eukaryota; Metazoa; Chordata; Actinopteri; Centrarchiformes; Centrarchidae
Gene: nudt4a
Product: nudix (nucleoside diphosphate linked moiety X)-type motif 4a
Exons: 5
Coding region: 418-987 (189 amino acids)
Biological process (GO): diadenosine pentaphosphate catabolic process; adenosine 5'-(hexahydrogen pentaphosphate) catabolic process; diadenosine hexaphosphate catabolic process
Cellular component (GO): nucleus; cytoplasm
Molecular function (GO): diphosphoinositol-polyphosphate diphosphatase activity; endopolyphosphatase activity; bis(5'-adenosyl)-pentaphosphatase activity
Source: RefSeq, a predicted model, not a curated record